AUGGCAAAUUCCAACCCUUCAACAUCCACUGCAAAUAGAGCUAAAAGAAUGACAAAAAUGCAGGCUUUAGAUCUUAUGCAGCGGUUGUUAGAUGAAGAAGAUAAUUCUAGUAGUGAUGAUAACUUAGAUUCAGAAUUAUCUGACAAUGAUGUAGAUGAUGACGAUCGAGAAUAUCAGCCAUCUGCUGCAAAACACGCCAGACUAAAUGGUAAGGGUAAGGGAAAGCAGAACAAUAACAAAGCCUACAGAACUGCCCAUACCGCUGCUGUCGUUGAUGAAUCUGAGCCAGAUAGUGACAACAAUAGUGUUGACUUUAUAAAUAAUGAUAAUGCAUGUGCAGUAUCUGUUGCAGACGUUAUGGCUUGCGAUGAAGCUGAAGAAAAUGUUUCGAUCGGAUCGUCCCUGUUUCGAUCAGCUGGGUCUGGAAUUCGGGCAUCACUGGAUGAAAAUUCAACACCGCUGGAUUGCUUAUUGACACUGCUGACAACUGAUAUCAUUGACAGCCUUGUUGAGAACAUAAAUCUUUAUUCAGUGGAAAAAAUACAGAAAAAUAUACCACUGAGAAAAAGAUCUACAUUGUCUGAGUGGCAGCCAAUGACUAGAGAAAUUUGUUUUCAGUUUCUCAGUGUAGUGAUAGCAAUGGGAAUUACACCGAAACAUGACAUCAAAGAUUACUGGUCUACAGCGAACCACAAAUUCACACCAUGGUUCAAGGUAAUGUUUCCAAGAACUAAGUUCUUGCUUGUUUACCAGUCAAUGCUGCAUGCAUCGGAACCCAAAGCACAAGGCCAAGCAAAGAUUGAGCCAUCUGUGAAUAAUCUAGUAGCAAAGUUUCAGUCAGCAUUUUGCCCAUAUGGAAAGCUUUUUGUUGAUGAGAUGGUGAUUGGUUUCAAAGGCAGGUUUCAUGCUAAACAGUACAAUGCAGCCAAGCCUCACAAGUAUCAUAAAAAGACAUUUGGUCUUUGUGAUUCAGUCACAGGCUAUGUUUAUAAUCUGCUAAUUUACUUUGGAGCAAAAACUGCCUACAAUCCUGAGCUUGAUCCAACAUCAACUCACGCUGUAAAGGUAUUUUCAACCCUGCUGCAGGGUGUUGAAAGUUACCAUCAUCUAUUUGCAAAUAGAUUUUAUACAUCACUCCCUCUCAUUAAAUUUUUUUUAUCCAUGAAAUUGAAUUAUACUGGCAUGGUGAAUAAAAACCGCAAAGGAUUACCGCAGCAGCUAAAACAACAACCAGCCAUCUUUGGAACUCCGAGAUGGUUAGUUAAUAAUGAGCAGAAUAUCCUUUGCGUUUCCUGGAGGGAUAAAAAAUCAAAAAAAAAACCUUGUAUCCUACUGACCACAAAUGAAAGUUCUACAUUUGAGGAACGCCAGGAAGGGAGUCGAAAGGUUCAGAAACCUAGCCCCAUUUACUCAUACAAUAUGAGUAUGAAUGGCUGUGAUCGUUUGGAUCAAAUGGUCUCGUACUAUAGUAACCACAAUUGCAAAACUAAGAAGUGGUGGAAAAAGGUUUUCACAUGGAUCGUGGAAGUGACGCAGGUCAAUGCUCACAUCUUGUACAUGUUAUCCCAUCGUGCUGCCCCCAAGCGAAUGAGUCUCGCACAUUUCAAAGACAAGCUCAUCCAGCAACUAACAGCGCUCUCAGGUCAUGAAGUUCCAACAGACAUGCUCAUUGCUGUGGCUCGCAGACCAGGCAAAAGGCCAACCUUGUCUGACAGUUUUGUUGGGGCAGACCAUUUAGUUGACUAUGCUGGUGCAGACAGGCAAUGUGUACAGUGCAGCAAGAAAAAGAUUUGA
Molecule: messenger RNA, 1794 nt
Organism: Candidula unifasciata
Lineage: Eukaryota; Metazoa; Mollusca; Gastropoda; Stylommatophora; Geomitridae
Source: the annotation of a GenBank genome assembly